AUGUCCGGGUGGGGCAACCCGAACUGCCAGGGCUCCUUCCUGUGGGCCUACCAGGGGACCGCCAACGCCUGCGUCAACGUCCGGACGCAGGCGGCGUCGAUCGACUACGCCACUACCGUGUCCACACGAGUGGAAUUGAUCAACACCGCAAACUGCGGAAUGGUGGGCCGUGGGCUCCUCACUGGACCCUCCGAAUCCACAACUGACGAGUCCGGCUCCGUCGUGCAGGUGAUCGAGGUCAAGGGCGACGGCGACAGCGCCGAUGGCAGCGUCAUCAAGAGGGAUAUAGAACAAAUUUGUUAUAACAUCCCGGCCGGGGAUCAAGCUUUCCGCGUUACAUUGAUCUGA
Messenger RNA from Podospora pseudopauciseta, 348 nucleotides. RefSeq lists its product as uncharacterized. The transcript has a single exon. Bases 1 to 348 code for a protein of 115 amino acids. The record is from RefSeq and is a predicted model, not a curated record. NCBI's taxonomy places the organism in Eukaryota, Fungi, Ascomycota, Sordariomycetes, Sordariales, Podosporaceae.